Messenger RNA from Penicillium brasilianum, 306 nucleotides. The record is from the annotation of a GenBank genome assembly. NCBI's taxonomy places the organism in Eukaryota, Fungi, Ascomycota, Eurotiomycetes, Eurotiales, Aspergillaceae.
AUGUCUCGCCGGCGAACCUCGCAUAGCGAGCCCAUGAACGAGGCCCUGGCAUACCCAUUUCACUCCUCAACGACAACGGCCAAUGCAAACGGCCAAAUGCCACCCGCGUCGCCGCGUCGCGGGCCCAUCGAAGGUCCUAAUGGCCGCCGUCUGAUCCGGCGCGUCACAUGGCGCUCGUCCACGUACAAACUCAUGGCGUCGCUGUGGGUGCUGGGCGUGCUGUAUAUUCUGUGGUUAAUUCGGGAUUUGUUUUCCUUGCCGUUUGCGCCGUCCGAGGCGAGUCCGCCUGGUCCGGCUGAUGCGUGA